GUACAACAAUGACAACAACAAUAAGCAAACAUGAUUUACAACUACAACAGCAGUUGCAGCUGCAACAACAGCAUCAACAACAACAACAACAGCAAGUGUUACUACUACAUCAGCAAGAGCAUCCACAGCAGCAACUGCAUGUGCAUUAUACAGACCAACAACAAACACCACAACAACAACAGCUUUCUUCAAUUUUAUCAAAACCUACAACCAAUAAAAGUUUGUUAUUCAAUAUUACCGUUAAUAGUUUAGUAGAUAACACCAUAAAUAUUUACGAUUUAGACGCCGCGACGUUAGCCGUGACAGCAGCGUCAGCAAACACCACAAUGACAACAACAACAGCAGAAGCAAAAACAACUACUCACUUAGAUAGUGCAACCGCAAUUAUACAAAUAGAUUCGAUAAACAACAACAACCCAACUAGUUUAAGUGCCCCCGCAACGGCCACAACGCCGACCAACAACAACGGUACGGUGAUAAUCGCCAGCGACUCGACCGAUUCAGAGCCAAAAACUCAAAAGCGUCGCUCCCUACUCAACUUCAAAUCCUUCGAUUUCCACAUCAAAUCGCUUUACUCGGGCUUGCGUAACGGCAAUAAACACUCGCACUCACAAUCAUCUUCGCUUGGUGGCGGCGGCGGUGGCGGUAGCAGAAGCGGUGGAGGGGGAAUACGCAUUGACGGCACUACGGAUAAUGCCAAUGGCAGCGGUCUACUCGCCGACACACCGCCCGGUAACCGAGGUGGCACCGCUGUCAACAAUCGUAUGCCACCCUAUCUCAAGAUCGAAUCGGUCGAUGCUGAAGAAGCGGAAAAUCUGCUGCUCGACUAUCCACAAUCACCAUACUCGUCGCGUCGUAAUAGCUCACACGAAGAGGAUAAUCGCUCUAGCUCACAGCUGUUGCACAUCAAUCGCUACGAUAUGUGUUCGCGUUCGCAAGCCAGUUCGCCGUCGCCGUACUACCUGUCGCCGUAUGCCGUCGAUUCAGGCAACAUGCGACGCUCCUCUACGUCGGACAUUAUGUCGUGCAAGCGCAGCGGUACGUCCAGCGCGAGCGAUAGCCGCCGGCCGAGCACGAGCGAUCUGCUGCGGAAAGCGCGUGAACGGCGUGGUAGUGAGGCGCGAAUGGGUCGCAGCGUUUCGCAUAGUGGACUGCCGCGGGGUGGGCCGCGAUUAGGAUCGGGUGGCGGCGGCGGCGGUGGUCGGCGUACGAGUAUGGCAUUUUAAGAACGGAAGAUAGAGCAUGAAGAGAACUUAGAGGGGGAAAAAUUAAGAAUGAGGGUCAAAGAUUAUAUAAAAAAAUGAAUAAAUAAAUUAAAAGAACACAGAAAUUACAAUUGGAUGUGCUCUCAAGUAAGGUUGAUCAAAUCGAGUUAUAUGUAUGUAUUGUUGAUGCUCUACAUCGUUAUGCAAUUAAGUGCUUAUGAAUUUUUAAAAAUUUAAUUAGAAAAUUUAAUAUUAUCGAAACUGGUAAAUAGUCAAGUAUUUAUAAAAAUAGCUUACAUAUUUAUUAAAUAAAAAUUGAGGCUUGAAUGAAUUAAUAACGAAACUACAUUAACGAAAAAAAUAAAUAAAUAUAAUAAAGAACAGAUAAAAUAUAAAAAGUAUGAAGGACAGAUAUUUCAUUAAAAAUCUGGCAUAACUAAAGAUAUAGUAAAUACCUUGGAAUCAAGAUUUGGAAUAUAUUUUCUUAGUCGAAUCACUUCAUUACAUUUGCAUCUUAUUCACAUUUCACAUUUUUGAUUUUAUAUUAUUUUACUUAAUUAUUUUUUUAAUAUAAAGAUUCAUUUAAAUCUCUUUCAUCCUAGACAUUGAAAAAUACUCUCUGCCAGCACAGUUUUGAACUAAAGACCCAGUUAGAUAUAACUUAAUUAACGUAACUG
This is a messenger RNA of Anastrepha obliqua, 1882 nucleotides long. RefSeq names its product probable serine/threonine-protein kinase dyrk1. The coding region runs from base 9 to 1226 and encodes 405 amino acids. The transcript has a single exon. NCBI's taxonomy places the organism in Eukaryota, Metazoa, Arthropoda, Insecta, Diptera, Tephritidae. The record is from RefSeq and is a predicted model, not a curated record.